AGACCUUAAUGUAAGUAUUCCGUGAAACAACUAAAACUUUUAGCAGGCUUCAUCCUUUUAGAUCUAUUUCUUAUCAAUUGUUAUAAGUUAAUGAACUGAAAUAAAUUUGAAAUCAGGUCUCUGAGCUCUUGGGGCAGGUUGGGUGGUGACAAACAAAGCGUCCGUCCUUAGUGUGUGCCUGGUGUAUGUGUGUGUUGCGUGGGUGUGUGCGUGCAUACUUACUCCAUCUUGCUGCAGUGUUACUCUUUGCCUAGAAUUGUUCACUGGCCUGUUUUUCUCUUCAGUUUCACAAUAAGGUGACCUGCUUCAUGCUGCAUCACAUUGAGGAACCCUGCUCCCUGGGGGCUCAUGCUGCUGUUAUUGUCCCGCCCACCUGGAUCAUUAAGGUGAAGAAACCUCAGAACUCCCUGAAGGCUUCAAAUCGGAAGAAGAAGAGAACAAGUUUUAAAAGAAAAGCCAGUAAAAGAGGAGCUGAACAGGAAAACAGAGGUCGUCCUUUUGUGGUAAAACCUAUCUCUUCUCCGCUCAUGAAACCCCUGCUUGUGUUUGUGAACCCCAAGAGUGGAGGUAAUCAGGGAACCAAAGUCCUGCAGAUGUUCAUGUGGUACCUGAAUCCACGGCAAGUCUUUGAUCUUUCUCAGGAAGGGCCAAAAGAUGCGUUGGAGUUGUAUAGAAAAGUACCAAACCUGCGAAUUCUUGCCUGUGGUGGGGAUGGAACGGUGGGCUGGAUCCUUUCCAUCCUGGAUGAACUGCAGCUGAGCCCUCAGCCCCCUGUGGGCGUCCUUCCUCUGGGUACUGGGAAUGACCUGGCUCGAACUCUCAACUGGGGAGGGGGCUACACUGAUGAGCCUGUUUCUAAGAUCCUAUGCCAGGUAGAAGAUGGGACAAUUGUACAACUAGAUCGCUGGAACCUCCAUGUGGAAAGAAACCCAGACUUACCUCCAGAAGAACUUGAAGAUGGCGUGUGUAAGCUCCCUCUGAAUGUGUUCAAUAAUUAUUUCAGCCUUGGAUUUGAUGCUCACGUCACACUGGAAUUCCAUGAAUCCAGAGAAGCAAAUCCAGAGAAGUUCAACAGUCGUUUUCGAAAUAAAAUGUUCUAUGCAGGGGCAGCUUUUUCUGAUUUCCUACAGAGAAGUUCUAGAGAUCUAUCCAAACAUGUUAAAGUUGUUUGUGAUGGAACAGAUCUCACCCCCAAGAUUCAGGAACUGAAGUUCCAGUGUAUAGUAUUUUUAAAUAUACCCAGAUAUUGUGCUGGCACAAUGCCCUGGGGCAACCCAGGGGACCACCAUGAUUUUGAACCCCAGCGUCAUGAUGAUGGUUAUAUUGAAGUUAUUGGAUUCACCAUGGCCUCUUUGGCUGCCCUGCAAGUGGGGGGCCAUGGAGAAAGGCUACACCAGUGUCGAGAAGUCAUGCUUCUAACCUAUAAAUCCAUCCCCAUGCAAGUGGAUGGGGAGCCCUGCAGGUUGGCCCCAGCUAUGAUUCGAAUCUCCCUGAGGAAUCAAGCCAAUAUGGUUCAGAAGAGCAAGAGAAGGACGUCCAUGCCUUUACUCAAUGAUCCUCAGUCCGUCCCAGAUCGCCUGAGAAUCCGAGUGAACAAAAUCAGUUUACAAGACUAUGAAGGAUUCCACUAUGACAAAGAGAAGCUCCGAGAAGCUUCCAUACCUCUGGGUAUUCUAGUUGUGCGUGGAGACUGUGAUUUGGAGACUUGCCGUAUGUACAUAGACCGCCUGCAGGAGGACCUGCAGUCAGUUUCUUCUGGCUCCCAGAGAGUUCAUUACCAGGACCAUGAAACCUCCUUCCCCAGGGCUCUCUCAGCUCAGAGGCUCUCUCCUCGGUGGUGCUUCCUAGAUGCAACUUCUGCUGAUCGCUUUUAUCGAAUAGACAGAUCUCAGGAACAUUUGCACUUUGUGAUGGAGAUUUCUCAAGAUGAGAUUUUUAUUCUGGACCCAGAUAUGGUGUCACAGCCAGUGGGGACACCUCCGGGCAUGCCUGAUCUGGUGGUAGAGCAAGCCUCAGGGAUGUCAGACUGGUGGAACCCUGCUCUGCGGAGACGCAUGCUGAGUGACAGUGGUCUGGGAACCAUAGCUCCCUAUUGUGAGGACUCAGACAUGAAAGAUCUCAGCCACUCCCAUGUGCUACAGUCACCAGUCUCUUCAGAAGAUCAUGCAAUAUUGCAGGCAGUAAUAGCUGGUGAUCUUAUGAAGCUAAUAGAAAGCUAUAAAAAUGGAGGCAGUCUGCUAAUUCAGGGACCAGAUCACUGUUCACUCCUUCACUACGCAGCUAAAACCGGCAAUGGGGAGAUUGUGAAAUAUAUCCUUGACCAUGGACCCUUUGAGUUGUUGGAUAUGGCAGACAGCGAAACGGGUGAGACUGCACUGCACAAGGCUGCCUGCCAGCGGAACCGGGCUGUGUGCCAGCUUCUGGUGGAUGCGGGAGCAUCUCUGAGAAAGACGGACUCCAAGGGCAAGACACCUCAAGAUAGAGCACAACAGGCUGGAGACCCAGAUCUGGCUGCUUACCUAGAAAGCCGUCAGAACUAUAAGACCAUUGGCCAUGAGGAUCUGGAAACUGCUGUUUGACCCUGGCAGACAAGCAAAGAGAAUGUGAGCAGGCAUAUCACCUGUGCCCUCCCGGCAGCCUGGCAGCUCCCUGAAAGAAGCUGAUGGAAUCCAUAUAUCUGUUUCUCUCCUGCAAGAAUCAGUCUGAGACCAUGCCACCAGUUUUAAGGGCUACCGAGAUGUACAACAGAACACGAUAGCCCAUUGAGAAGGAGGGCAGGAUACCUGGAAAUUUGUGGAAUACUAUAUGACUUCCACAAAAUUUGAUCAUUAUUGCUUCCAGCAAGUAGCAUGAACUUCUGUGUUCACCUGUAUAAUUUAUUUUACAGAUUCAAAGGAUGUUCAUAUAAAUGGCACUGCUCCCUCUUCCCCCAUGCAUUCAUUCCCCACAUUGCCACACGAUUUUACUGUAACCACCCAUCAACUUAAAAAAAUAUGAUAUGAUCUCUUCUUUACAUUCUGUCUUGAAGACCAUAAGAUUGUCUGAAGGUCUUCUAAAACCCUCUGGGCAUCCUGCAGAAUAUAACUGUAAAACUA
This is a messenger RNA of Carlito syrichta (Philippine tarsier), 3095 nucleotides long. RefSeq names its product diacylglycerol kinase iota (gene DGKI). Gene Ontology annotation, biological process: diacylglycerol metabolic process; lipid phosphorylation; regulation of synaptic transmission, glutamatergic. The transcript has 26 exons. Gene Ontology annotation, molecular function: ATP-dependent diacylglycerol kinase activity; protein binding. Lineage: Eukaryota; Metazoa; Chordata; Mammalia; Primates; Tarsiidae. The record is from RefSeq and is a predicted model, not a curated record. Bases 309 to 2579 code for a protein of 756 amino acids. Gene Ontology annotation, cellular component: nucleus.